Molecule: messenger RNA, 2686 nt
Organism: Sardina pilchardus (European sardine)
Lineage: Eukaryota; Metazoa; Chordata; Actinopteri; Clupeiformes; Clupeidae
Gene: hsd3b7
Product: hydroxy-delta-5-steroid dehydrogenase, 3 beta- and steroid delta-isomerase
Exons: 8
Coding region: 341-1447 (368 amino acids)
Biological process (GO): steroid biosynthetic process
Molecular function (GO): 3-beta-hydroxy-Delta5-steroid dehydrogenase (NAD+) activity
Source: RefSeq, a predicted model, not a curated record
GUGGGUACGCAACAGCAGACAGGCAUUACAGACAAGAAAAGACUGAAGAGCAUGGCAAACAGUGACUGCCGAAGGGCCCAGUUUAAUCAAAGACUGGUCUAAUCUUAAUCAAGAUUUUUAAAGUCAUCUCACAUUCAACAAUCAGCAAAGGCACCAAGACCUCAGGCUACCAGAGAUCCUGUGUGUUGCACUGGGGGAUGUGGGAAAUCAGGCACAGUUUGACUGGAUAAUGAAGAGAUAGCCGACACGGACCUCUGCUAGUGUUAAAGGAGAUAUUCGAGAGUAAGCUACGGCUACCGAGUUCGAAACAGCAAUCAGGGUAAUCCAACCACCGACGACAAUGUCCAGCGAAAGCACGGAUCUCGUCUAUUUGAUCACCGGGGGAUGUGGUUUCCUUGGACAGCACCUGUUACAAGUUCUUCUUGACAAGGAGGACCACAUAUCAGAGAUUCGCCUAUUUGAUAAACACAUUGACGCCAAUAUACAGGAUCAAAGCACAGAUCGGGUGAAAGUGACUGUGAUCCAGGGAGAUAUCACUGAUUACGCCAGUGUGGUGGAUGUCUCUCGGGGAGUCGACGUGGUCAUUCACACAGCCAGCCUGGUGGACGUUUGGAACAGAGUCCCUGAGAGACUAAUACAGGCUGUCAAUGUGCAAGGCACGGAGAACAUGAUCAAUGCCUGUGUGGAGAACGGGAUUCAGUAUUUAGUGUACACCAGCAGUAUGGAGGUGGUGGGGCCCAACGUGAAAGGAGAUGCUUUCAUUAGGGGUGACGAAGAUACAAAGUAUAACAUUUUCCAUGAGAUGCCCUAUCCCAGGAGCAAGGCGGCCGCAGAGAAAAAGGUCCUGGAGGCCAAUGGCACAAAGGUUAAGGGUGGAGCCCCUCUGUACACAUGCUCCCUCAGGCCUACCGGUAUCUAUGGUGAACAGCAUCAGCUCAUGAAGGAGUUUUACCAGAAUGGGGUGCGGACUGGAGGUUGGCUGAUUAUGGGUGUCCCCCGCGAAACAGAACAUGGGCGGGUGUAUGUCGGCAACGUGGCUUGGAUGCAUUUGCUGGCGGCCCGUGCGCUUCGUGAGCACCCUGAGAGGUUGGGAGGGGAAGUGUACUUCUGCUACGAUGACUCACCCUACAAGAGCUACGAGGAGUUCAACAUGCAGUUCUUGUCUGCCUUCAACUUCCGGCAGCUUCGUAUGCCAGUGUGGCUCCUGUGGUUCAUCGCCUGCUUUAACGAUCUCCUGCACUUUCUGCUCAAGCCGGUGUGCUGCUACGCUCCUCUGCUCAACCGCUACACGCUGGCUGUGGCCUGCACCUCCUUCACCGUGCGCUCCGACAAGGCCCAGCGGCACUUCGAGUAUCGCCCGCUCUACGACUGGGAGGAGUGCCGAGCCCGAACCCAACGUUGGGUAGACACUUUCCCUCUCACAACAGAACAUGCCAAAAAUGCCUGAUUUAUGGCUCGACUCUUAACAGGCAUUCUGUUUGUUCCUCUUUAUUUUGUAACUCAUACUCUAUUGUUUAUGAGGACACACACUUGUCAUGAUAUAAUCAACUGAUUGAAUACUGGAAUGAGUUUACAGGAAAGUAAUCAAUGCCAUUUGAUGCUCAUAUAGAUGACUGGUGUGGCAGCACCGGCCAGAAAAACUUGGCAAUAAAAUGUGUUCCCAAUUGAUUAAUGAAUGUUCAACAAACAAACAAAAAAUGGAUUUGGGGUUAAAUCAAGCACAUUAAAAUGUCCUUUGAUUAUUCUGUGUGCAAUAACAAGAAAACAAACAGUGCAGAAGAUCAGAAAGUCUGAAUCACUCUUCAGAAAAGUUUGAAAAGAAUGUUUAAGAGGAAGAAUGUGUCAUAAGUAUCUGUAUUGUAUUACUAUUUUAUUGUAUAUCUAUUUUGUUCCAUUUCUUUUUCAGUCUCAAGUUGGUAAUGUGAAGUGAACUGUGUGUAGCCCUAAGGUUCUCAGAAAAAAGGGAAACAAUGUGAAUGACAGAAUGUUGUUGUAUGUAUGUAUAUUUUUAAUGGUUAAGAAAGUUUGUUGUUAAGAAAGUGUCUAUUUUUCAGAUGUUUUGACUGAAGUGAAAUGUUUUCCUGAACAUUUCCUGAACUGCAGUAUAUGGUAUGCCACUAGUGUGUGUAAAACAAUAUUCCCAGAUGCCAUUGAGAUGAAAUUGUGGUGAGUUUGGAGAUUCGGGCAAUACAUUGCACUGCGACAUCGUUAUUCCUUUUUGGAAAUUGCAGUUGAAAGAUUUGGUUAGAGAAGAGACUUGUGUUUUCAUCCAUGAACUGUUUAUUUCUUAAUAUUCAUCCAUUACCUCAGUGUCAUUGUUCUCAUCCAUAGCAUUAUCAGUCAAUAUAUCAUCCCUUAGGCAUAACAAUAUGUAGAGGAAAUUGAUUAAGAUUUGAUUAUGUUUAUAUCUGUCUUACUACAGUAUUACGUUGUAACCAUAUUGAAAAGGGAACAGAACGUCUAUGACCAUUCCAAAUGUAGUUUUCUCUACAAUGCUUGAAGUACUUAUGCUUGUCAGGUAAAGGACUUCAUGUAUGUCACCAUACAUUUGACAUGGACACAGAAAUGUAUUCUUGUUAUUAAAAGUGUAAUUUUGUAUUGUAUAAUUGAAAAAUAUAUUUAUUGUAUUGUUAUUGUAUUUAUUUCAACUAAUUAUAAAGACAAAUAAAUGAUUUUAUCUUUUCAA